This is a messenger RNA of Trichoderma atroviride IMI 206040, 249 nucleotides long. The record is from RefSeq and is a predicted model, not a curated record. Lineage: Eukaryota; Fungi; Ascomycota; Sordariomycetes; Hypocreales; Hypocreaceae.
GAGGAGUGGAAGGUAGAGCUUCCUAAUGGCGACGUCCAGGCCAAGCGAGUCCAGAUCCCUUUGAUCCUCGCAUGGGCGCUCUCUAUUCACAAAGCCCAAGGACAGACGCUCGAGCGAGUCACUGUCAAUCUGGGGAAAGUGUUUGAGAAGGGUCAAGCGUAUGUUGCACUGAGCCGUGCUACAAGCCAACAGGGACUACGAGUUUUGGGCUUUGACAAGAAUAAAGUCAUGGCCCACCCCCGGGUCAUU